AACAUUAGACAGCGGAAAAGAAGCAAACUACACAUUUUCAAAGUAGGCUAUUUCUGAGAUAACUUGCUAGCAGUCAUGUCGAUCACAGAUAUAUUUCAGACACAGUUAUCCCAAAUUAUGGGGUUAUUAGUUGAAUCAGCAGUUAGCGAGAUGGGGCGACUUCUCGACGUGUGUGCUGCUGUUUUGGAGAAUAAAGACAAUCGUUUCCUGAAGAGAGAAAUGGAGCGUGUGAAUACAACCAACAAAAUAAAGUUUGCAUCAUUCAUGGAAGUGUUGAGUAAAAGCUCGAUGGAGAAAAUAUCAUUACUAAUGACUGUGGACGAGAUGGAGGUGACAGCCGUGGAGAAGACUGGUGGAGAAGGCACAAGUGGUGGAGAAGCAGUAAACUUGCUUAACCCAGAAGUAAAAUCACGUGUAAUUAUAAUCUAUCCAGGAGAUAUUAGAGAAGCAGUUGCGACUCAAAAAGGAGCCGUAAAGGACGAGGGAUCUUCUGAGUCUGAUAGUCAGGAGGUUUACCCUGGCUUUGCCCCCUUGCCCUCACCUUCAUCAGACGAGGAAUGGCUCCCCGAGGUUGAUCCCAGCCAGAAUGAUGACCUUGACCCUCAGGCACCAUCUGCAUCUAGGUUGAAGAUACCCAGAUCUGCAUCGGACCCAGACAAACAAGACGCAGGUAGGGAUGGAGAUGAUCAAGAUGUCCAAUGUGGAGAUUCUGCAGACACCGCCCACCAGGGGCCCCUCGUCUGUGCCCACCAGGGGCCCCUCAUCUGUUCCCACUGUGGAAAAUGUUUCAAGGAGAAAUGGUAUCUGACGAGGCACCUUCAGUCCCAUACAAAAUCUUACAGAUGCUCUCAUUGUGGGAAAGGUUUUAAUCUGGCGAAACAGCUAGCAAAACAUUCCAUUAAACACCAAGAGAACAGCUUCAGUUGUACCGAUUGCGACGCGGUGUUUCGCCAGAAGUGCACUUUGCAGGCGCACAAGAAACGUCACAAAACGGAGAAAACGGUCACGUGCGCAGUUUGUGAAAAAAAGUUUGUAGGGGAAAGGCACAAAUGCAUUGUAAAGCAGAGGACAUUCAGCUGCUCUUCCUGCCCAAAGGUCUUAAAGACCAGAGAAGGAUUGUCUUAUCACCAGGGAACACACUCCGGGGAGAGGAAGUAUUGCUGUGAGACCUGCGGCAAAACGUUCUUUACCUCCGUGUCCUUAAAAACCCAUAUGAUGACUCAUAAAGAGAAGGAUCAUAGCUGUGCUGUAUGUGGCCAACCUUUCAACAACGGACAUGCUCUCAGAAAGCACAUGGUAGCCAGCCACCCCGGAGAAACGCCAGAGAAACGCUUCGUCUGCGACGUGUGUGGCAAAUGUUUCGCCAAGAGAGACCAUCUGUAUAAACACAUGCGGAGACACAAGGAAGAAAAACCCUUUUCUUGUGACGUUUGUGGCAAAAAGUUUCAUUCUUCGGGUAAUUGCAAAAGACACGAGAUAACGCACACAGGUGAGAAACUAUAUCACUGUGACCUUUGUGGGAAAAGUUUUACCCAGUCUGGAACCCUAACCAUACAUAAACUAAACACGCACACAGACGGCGUAGAUAAGCCUUCUUUCAAGUGUGAGAUUUGUGGGGAAGUUUUUCCAAGACGUUACACCCUAAAAAAUCAUAUGGUCACUCACACGGGGAAGAAACCGUGUCCAUGUAGCGUUUGUGGCAAAGGUUUCUUUAGCAAUCCGACUCUUAAAGCUCACAUGCUCAUUCACACAGGGGAGAAACCGUUUGAGUGUGAUCAAUGUGGGAAAAGGUUCACCCAGUCAAGUCAUCUGAAAUAUCACGAGCGACAUGUGCACACGGGUGUCAAACCAUUCGUGUGUGACAUCUGUGGGAAGGCCUAUGCAAAUAGACAGAAUCUGAAACUCCACAAGUGCAGUGCUUCUGCUAAAGAGUAGUCUGCGCAGUGCUUCUGCUAAACGGUAGUCUGUGCAGUGCUUAUGCUAAACGGUAGUAAUCUAGCGUCACAACUAGAUAAUUAUCACCCUGUCAAUGAGCAAUAUACACUGCUCAAAAAAAUAAAGGGAACACUAAAAUAACACAUCCUAGAUCUGAAUGAAUGACAUAUUCUUAUUAAAUACUUUUUUCUUUACAUAGUUGAAUGUGCAGACAACAAAAUCACACAUUAUCAAUGGAAAUCAAAUUUAUCAACCCAUGGAGGUCUGGAUUUGGAGUCACACUCAAAAUUAAAGUGGAAAACCACACUACAGGCUGACCCAACUUUGAUGUAAUGUCCUUAAAACAAGUCAAAAUGAAGCUCAGUAGUGUGUGUGGCCUCCACAUGCCUGUAUGACCUCCCUACAACGCCUGGGCAUGCUCCUUAUGAGGUAGCGGAUGGUCUCCUGAGGGAUCUCCUCCCAGAACGUGGCGUUGGUGGAUGGAGCGAGACAUGAUUUCUCAGAUGUGCUCAAUUGGAUUCAGGUCUGGGGAACGGGAGGGCCAGUCCAUAGCAUCAAUGCCUUCCUCUUGCAGGAACUGCUGACACACUCCAGCCACAUGAGGUCUAGCAUUGUCUUGCAUUAGGAGGAACCCAGGGCCAACCGCACCAGCAUAUGGUCUCACAAGGGGUCUGAGGAUCUCAUCUCGGUACCUAAUGGCAGUCAGGCUACCUCUGGUCGAGCACAUGGAGGGCUGUGCGGCCCCCCAAAGAAAUGCCACCCCACACAUUGACUGACCCACCGCCAAACCGGUCAUGCUGGAGGAUGUUGCAGGCAGCAGAACGUUCUCCACGGCGUCUCCAGACUGUCACAUGUGCUCAGUGUGAACCUGACGGAGGUAGCGGUCCUGCUGCUGGGUUGUUGCCCUCCUACGGCCUCCUCCACAUCUCCUGAUGUACUGGCCUGUCUCCUGGUAGCGCCUCCAUGCUCUGGACACUACGCUGACAGACACAGCAAACCUCCUUGCCACAGCUCGCAGUGAUGUCCCAUCCUGGAUGAGCUGCACUACCUGAGCCACUUGUGUGGGUUGUAGACUCCGUCUCAUGCUACCACUAGAGUGAAAGCACCGCCAGCAUUCAAAAGUGACCAAAACAUCAGCCAGGAAGCGUAGGAACUGAGAAGUGGUCUGUGGUCCCCACCUGCAAGAACCACUCCUUUAUUGGGGGUGUCUUGCUAAUUGCCUAUAAUUUCCACCUGUUGUCUAUUCCAUUUGCACAACAGCAUGUGAAAUGUAUUGUCAAUCAGUGUUGCUUCCUAAGUGGACAGUUUGAUUUCACAGAAGUGUGUUUGACUUGGAGUUACAUUGUUGUUUAAGUGUUCCCUUUUAAUUUUUGAAUGGACCCAUUCCAUGCUUCUCCACGUGAAGGGGAAAAUACAAAACAAAAAAAACUAACCCGGUUUCCAUCCAACCUUUUAAUGCCGGUAAAUUGCAUAAAGUGCACGGUGACGAGCUUGAUGCUCCGUUCCAAUAAAUAUUGAGGGUCUUAUUCUGGUGACAUGAUGAUCGAUGCUUGGCUGCCGUUUUGACAAAUAAAAAUGAUCUCACUCUUUUGUCCAUAAUAAUGUCAUCAUGUAGGCUAUACCCGCACUGUAUCUGUGAGCUGGAGGCUAGUGCAGAUGUGCCAAGACCAGAGUGGGCACAUUCACUAUAGUCAGCAGAAUUGAAAAGAAGAUGGAAUCCCAUUUAACUUGUUUAUUUAAAGUUUUUUUUUGUUUGUUUAUUCGUUAACGUUACAUUGGAUUUUUAAGCGGAAAAGUUAUUAUGUGCACUGUGUCCAUCAUGCACAUCCUUUUAUCCUCAACAAGUCAAUUUACAGAAACUCAUCCCAGGUAGUAAAAAUAUGAAGAUUGUUUUUAUGCAGAUUUUUAGAAUAUUCGCAUUUAAAUUCUGUCUCCAAUUGGAUGGAAACCUUGCUAUUUUAAGGGAAAUAAUCUGUGUACAUUUUUUAAAAAUCUGCUUUGAGUGUCUAUUGUCAUGACUGGACUCCAUUCUGUGUCAGGCUGGUAGUCAUUUUGCACCAGACAGAACCGUGCAGUGGCUAGCUCCAUCACAAUGUCCUUGUGAAUGUAUUGAUCCUGCUGCUUCUAAUUGGAGACCUUCAUAUUGUUAGGAGUCUGUUGAUUGAUUGUCUACUCAUUAGCAAUCAAUAGAUGAGCUCAUUUUCCAAUGUCACCAGGUCUUUAUGAUAAAAAAAAAAAAAAAUAUUUGACCUUUUUACUUUUAUCUAGAUGAGAUCAAUUUUUUUUUUUUUGGCUCUCAAAUAGCAGUAAAAUCAAAUGACAGAAUUUGUGAUUUUUACCCCUAGCAUAGUUGCUUCUGCUUUAAAUGCAAAUAUUCUGUAUUUCAAAUAAAUAAACAAAUUAGCAUCUG
Molecule: messenger RNA, 4345 nt
Organism: Oncorhynchus masou masou (cherry salmon)
Lineage: Eukaryota; Metazoa; Chordata; Actinopteri; Salmoniformes; Salmonidae
Product: oocyte zinc finger protein XlCOF6-like
Exons: 4
Coding region: 76-1935 (619 amino acids)
Biological process (GO): regulation of transcription by RNA polymerase II
Cellular component (GO): nucleus
Molecular function (GO): DNA-binding transcription factor activity, RNA polymerase II-specific; RNA polymerase II cis-regulatory region sequence-specific DNA binding
Source: RefSeq, a predicted model, not a curated record